AUGACUGCCCCACCUGUGACAAUUCCUUUUCCACAAAAAAUGAAGCGAGAAAAGCUUGAUGGUCAAUUUGCAAAAUUUUUGGAAAUCUUGAAACAAAUUCAUAUUAAUAUUUCUUUCACUGAUACUUUGUUGCAAAUGCCUUCAUAUGCUAAAUUUUUAAAUGAAAUUUUGUCAAGCAAAAUUAAAUUGGAAGAAGUUUCUGUGGUAAUACUUACUGAAAAAUGCAGUGCUAUACUUCAAAAUAAGCUACCACAAAAAUUUGGUGAUCCUGGCAGUUUUACCAUUCCAUGCACUUUGGGAGGAGUAUAUUUUGAAAAAGCACUUUGUCAUUCUGGAGCUUCAAUAAAUUUGAUGCCAUUUUCUAUCUUUAGAAAAUUGGAUCUUGGUGAAAUGAAAGACAUAAGUGUUUCUCUUCAGUUUGCAAAUCAAAGUACUGAGAAACCUAAAGGAAUAAUUGAAAAUGUUCUUGUAAGAGUAGAUAAGUUUGUGUUCCUUGUAGAUUUUAUAGUGCUUGAAAUAAAAGAAUGUCCUAAUGAACCAAUAAUUUUGGGUAGACCAUUUCUUGCUACAGGAAGAGAAAUUAUAGAUGUUCAUCAAGGACAACUAAUUUUGAGGGUUGACGAAGAAAGAGUCAUUUUUGAUAUGCAAAGAUACUAA
Messenger RNA from Nicotiana tabacum (common tobacco), 657 nucleotides. RefSeq lists its product as uncharacterized. Lineage: Eukaryota; Viridiplantae; Streptophyta; Magnoliopsida; Solanales; Solanaceae. The record is from RefSeq and is a predicted model, not a curated record.